Molecule: messenger RNA, 10310 nt
Organism: Micropterus salmoides (largemouth bass)
Lineage: Eukaryota; Metazoa; Chordata; Actinopteri; Centrarchiformes; Centrarchidae
Product: fibroblast growth factor 14-like
Exons: 4
Coding region: 1-597 (198 amino acids)
Biological process (GO): positive regulation of protein phosphorylation; positive regulation of gene expression; fibroblast growth factor receptor signaling pathway
Cellular component (GO): cytoplasm
Molecular function (GO): growth factor activity; fibroblast growth factor receptor binding
Source: RefSeq, a predicted model, not a curated record
AUGGCCUCCAGGGAGCAGAAGGGAGCAAAUAAUGGGACUGAAUACCUCGCUGACUCCCUCUUGUCACCUCUCUUCCUGGGCUACCUGGCUUUACAGCAGCUGCCUUCACCUCCUGGUUCUUCUGGGCAGAAGGGAAAGUUUUUUUUUGCAGUGCAGUUCAACUUGAUUCCUGUGGGGCUCAGGAUAGUGGCCAUCCAGAGCACCAAGACAGGGCUCUACGUUGCCAUGAACAGCGAGGGCUACCUCUACACUUCGGAACACUUCACGCCGGAGUGUAAGUUUAAGGAGUGUGUUUUUGAAAACUACUACGUCACCUACUCGUCCAUCCUGUACAGACAGACCCAGUCGGGCCGGGCGUGGUACAUCGGUAUCAACCGAGAUGGACAGGUCAUGAAAGGGAACCGAGUCAAGAAGACAAAGGGAGCUGCGCACUUCCUGCCCAAACUCAUUGAAGUGGCCAUGUACAGGGAGCCCUCUCUACAUGACGUCGCUGAGCAGAGUCCACCCAGGAAAACACCCAAGACCUCCAGUGACUCACCUGUGCUGCAGAAUGGCAAGAAGGACCCUCAAUCCAAAACCAAAACCUCCUCCUCCUAGCGCUCAAAGACUCAACGGGUGGAGGACAUGGGGCACUGGGCGCCAGUGGACACCUGAACAGGAUUGUUAGGGCUACCCCCCACCUGCUGCCUGCAACACUGACCCCCUGGGAACUCUUAAUACCACAAUACACUGGACUAAAGUUGGAGAAAAAAGGAGCAGGUCCAGGCAGAGUGGAGCUGGCCAUUGGGAAGCCCCUUUUACCUUCACAGAUCCCCAUCCACACCAGCCCCUCUACCUUAUUAUUUAAUAACCUCUGUGAUUAUCAAAGCCUGGGAUUUAAAAGCAAUAACUCCAUGAAGAGGUGAACAGUCUCCUAGCAUCAUAUAGCAUGUCACCACAGCGUGUGUAACCUGCUGGAAGAAAAUCCCACUCAUCUUUUAGCCGUCAUCAGCAGCACCCUUCCAGUCAACCAAAUAUCCGAGCAAAGUCUUCCUGGUUUUACCACAACGGGUGCGGCGGUCAAAUCUGUCCCUCUGCAGCACACACUUUACAAAUGGGUUGUGUUUUUAUUUCCCCACAGGGUUCCAUGCUAAUGUUAGCCUGACACAGACACUGUCACAGAGACCCUUGCAGACUUUUGUUCUGCAGCCAUCUGCUCAGUCCACAUCUUCUGUGUGUCAGCAACUUUGUGAGAUGGCCUGGAUAUUUGUCAGCCCUGCUUGUGUAUGUUUGUGUGCGUGUGUGUUCCCUUCUUCCAUCCACCUUUGAUUUGAUUAGUUUGUGACACAGACUCAAUUUUCCACUCUGCGGCACAAGAAAACCCCUCCUGUCCUCUUUGGCUCUGUUAAUGGAGUCUGGGGCAUAAUCAUUCGCCCCUCAAACGAGGGGCCGAGAGCUCCCUCUGCACAUUGCAUAGCCGCACACACACACACACACACACACACACACACACACACACUCAUUAUUACACUGACAUUUACAUACACACGCGCAAAGGUGUAUGUGUUGUGCACACACUUUAGCGCCCUGAUAUCUAUGAGCAACGACCACAGAAAAUUAUGUCACGACUUAACAUACUUAACACACGCACUCACAAAUGCACACACACGCCGACAUGGUGGCGAGUGUGAAUGCAGGUUGUGGGAGAUGAUGAGGAUAUCAUCAGUGUGAUGGGGUACUGAUGGAGCCUGACUGUGUAGCUUGGCACUGUAAUUGGUUUUUUUCACUGUGGCUGGCCAUGCAUUGCACAAACCCACAAGGCCCACACAGUAUCUGUGGACCCUCUUUCACUCAAUGUGGUAUUCUUGUCUAAAAAACAGAAAUAUGUUUAUUUUUACAUCCCUAUUGUGCAAAUUCUGAUGAAUUUUAAAAAAUAUAUAACAAUUUCUUUAGAUUCCAUGACACCCCAUCACUGUCCCCAUGCAAGAAACAUUUUACAGUUUUUAAAGGGGCACUCCACACAUUUCACAAGUCAUGGGAAAUACUUCUCAGCCUACAGUUGUUUUUCCGUGGAGAGAGGAGAGAAAAUGACUCAAUUGACAGCACUUGAGUAACGCAGGGUUAGGACUGAAGAAAGCUAAAUUUCCAGGCUUGGGAGACAGAACUCUAGUGUGGAGUUAGAGAGAUGUGGGUAUUUACCAGGCAGUGUCCAAUGAAAUAUGCCAUCAAACUGCUAUAGGGAGUGUAAGAUCCAGUAUUUUUUUUAAGCUUGACCCAUACUAGGGAGUAAAAGUCACAGUAUCUUGACGUCUGCUGCAUGGAUUUUGACCGUCCUUUUUUAAAUAUGUCUCUUGAAAUUCCCCCAACUUUUUUUUGUUAAUCUUUUUCUAAACUUGUUCAGAUGAAUUACCAUAAAUAUAUCCUGGACACUUUGGUUAUGAUGCAAAGGAAUUCAGGCCUUUUUUACUUGUCAGUUCAAUGUCUUAUAUAUGUACUAUAACGAUUGAAACUUAAUAUAUUAUGAUUAAUGUGACUGUUUUGUGAGGUGGGAAAAUAACCAAAGUCAUAAAUAAUUAAAUAGAUAGCUGUGGCCAGGGCUGUUUCUAGCUUUUCGGGGGCCCUAUGCAAGAAGUUGUUUGGAGGACCCUCUUUUGUUAAACUAUGGGGGGGGGGGUCAUAGCAUCCAUAUAAAAGUGCAAAUGAUAAAAACACAUAGCAUACCAAUAAUAUAUAUUUGCCGUUAAUGUGGAACUAUAAACAUGUAACAAUAAGCCCUCUUCAUGAAAAUUUUCGGUCUGUUUCUUGUGAGGUCCAGUGGAGUCAGCUCAUCCAAAGACUUGGGAAAUUAAUCAUUUCUAGAGCCAGCUCCUUACCAACAAUGCCAUCUUUAUUUCCAAUUCUUACUGUGCUGCAGAGCUCGUCACACUGGUUGGAAAAUGCCUCACCAUCCAAGUCAAAAGUCAAGCAGCACUCCAAAUCUGGCUCGCAAGUCACCCAGUGUUUCACACCUUUCCUUUAAUGACUCAGUGGUGUAGUAGUAGUCUCUUCAUGGCAUCUCGGACAGGCUUGUCUGGGGCUUCAUGGUGUUUCCUUGCGUGUCUAAUCUUCUUUAAGUACAGCCUACAUAUUCAUCUCCUCACUUUUGUGUUUAGCAGAGGAGCGGCAAAGCCAGUGUCUCUGUAUCUUGUCAGCGAGACUGUUCAUUAAGAGGCCUUCAGACCGCAGGAUCUUGCUCACAUGGUUUACUUGGUUUAGGAUAUCAUACCAUACCACUGUGCACAUAUGGAAAAGGUUAUGACUGAAACUAUUCUGCCAAAGCUUGUGCUUCAACCUUGGUCAGGGUAUCUGUGGCUUGACCUCCAACAGUGCCUCCCUUCUGUUAUGGGCCUGGUACCACACAGCGUCGAUGCUGUGGAGCUGUUGACACAGCUCUACCGCCUCAUUGCUCUCCAGGAUUUCAGUGUCAAAGUCAUAUGGUCGUUUAAGAUUGCCCAUUGUUGUGGUGCUGCUGAUGGUAUCUGCAGACCCUUUUGCUGUAUCAGCCACCAUAAAAUUCAAUGUAUGCGCCCCGCAUGGAACAUUAACUGAGCAAGGAUUUUUUCUCCAGCAGUCUUGCUUGAACACGUUUGUUCUUCCCCUUUAUAUUGGCCCCAUUGUCGUGCGACUGUCCUCUGUAUUUGUCAAAAGGAAUGUUUAGCUACUCAACCCUGUUCAGAAUCAAAGAUGAGAAACCAAGAACUGUUGUUCGGAAAACCACAAGUAAUCCUAGAAAGUGUUGCUUGAUUUGCAUGCUACGUCCACUCUGAGAGGUGAUUGAAGCAAUCACCUCUAUUUGGAUCACAUUUCCAAAGUAGCUGGAAUGACUGAACUGCCCACUCUCCGCACGAUCAAUGUGCUGCUUCAUGACAGCAUCAAAUUUGGAAAGCAUCUCCUAAGAAAUUUCCAUUGUGUUGCUGGUGUAACGUGUUUGCAGACACCCUCCAUGCAAGAUUUUUUUCCGCUAGAGAUUGUGUGAUAGAGAUCAAGCGGGUAAGGACAUCUCUCUGCCUGUUUGUAGGCGCAGUUCCAAAUCCUUCUGUGUUUCCAUGCGGGUUGUGUGUCCAUCAUUUUUUCACGAGUACGUAAGCCAGAUCCGCGUUAUCUUUUCCCAAUUAACUAAUUUCCUCUAUAGACAAUGUUGAUGGAAGCUGCCUGUCUUGACUGAUUCUGACAGAACUGAGGGACAAUCACCUGAAUCAAUUGGUUGAACAAAAGAAGGGUGUGGCGCUCGUGAGUCCGCAGUUGCUGAAGAUAGACUUAGUGCUUGUCUGUCAGUAGGUAGUGAAGAUGGACUUGGUUUCCCCUCUGGCUCUGUUUGGGCUGGCCAAACUAUUUCAGACUGACAAAGUUUCUUAAGUUAAUCAACACAAUUUAUCAACAAGUAUUAUUCAUAUUGUAAUACCACAUACGUUACAUUACAGACUUGUAGCUUAAGGCACACCAUUUGAACACGGCUUGCUAUCACUCUCUACUGGAGGCGCUGCAAUUUAUCAUUAUCUGUCAACACACACAGCCCAAACACUGCAAUCCACAAGCCACAAACUCAAAGUGAGAAGAAUUAUUUGACUAUACUGCAUUAAAGGAUUCUGGAGAUUUCCCCAGCUACUCCCCCUCCCCACACUAACCCCAAACCCCUAAAAUUAGACAAUGUGGCAACUAUUUAAAAAUAUACUAAUGCUUGGACAGGACCCAGCUAGCAUUGCUCUAGUGGACCUUAUUUUAGUUAGACCCCUCCAUCCCCAACCUACUUGUUAGCCUAGCUGUGUGCACAGCAGCAAAGGCACAUUGGCUAACUAAUAGGUGAAAUACAAUAUACAUUGGUCAACAAUAGGACCUCAAUCAUUGAGUGAUGGUCUUAUGAUGACUUUGUUGACACAGACACAGCUCCCCUAUCCAUCACAGCAUCUUAAUAAUAACGUUUAUAGAUUUUUGGAUAUUUAGGGUUAGGGUUCACUCAACACAUGAGGGUGCUUGGCUACACCCGGUCAUUUUAAUUAAAACACAAUUUAAAAAAUCAAUAAAGAGGCUAAAAUGGUAGCUUAAGGGCCUCCCUGGUGGCUUCGGGGGCAUGGUCCGCAUAUAGCAAGAAACUGUCCUGGCUAUAGCACAUCAAAAGGAUGAUGAUUCUAAAAAAGGAGAUGGAAAGAUAGAUAUUUACUGUGAUUUAUUUGAUUUGACAUUUUUGUGUUUCUCUGAUGGACUCUCCUGGUAAAUGGAACUAUUUUUUUGAUAAUAUUUCACUAUUCUUGUUUUUAUGUGUUUCAAUUUGUUCUUCCCAUUCAACACGAAAAGCAAUCAUUUUUAAUACGAAACUUUGUUGGUACAAUAUGCCAUGCAGGGUAAUUGUUUCUGCCUAAUGUUGAUGUAUUGUGGGAAGCGUGGGGUGCUGUGUGUUCAGGAGGCAGAGGCUAUGAUCAGGGCUCAGAGAGACAUACGCACCAAAGAUGUUUAAUAAUUUGUGGUGAUGAGCAAAAGAAAAAGAGUUUUAUGAGAGAACUGCAGUAAUGUGGAGUGUUCCCUGAACACGCACGCACACACACACACACACACACACACGCACAUUUGCACACACUUCUCAUUUAAUGCAUAAUCCUCUGCUCCCCUGUAACCUGUGGUUGUAAAUAAUAAUAGCUGAUAACCAGUGAAGAAAAGAGGCGAGCUUUGAAGCAAAGUGAUCUGCCAACUGAGAGAUGAAGCAAACUUCACCUGUGCUUUUCUGAAGAGAGAAAGACAGCAGUUGAGAAGAAUGAAAAGAGGUUGUUUGAAGGGAAAGAUAGGUGAAAGGAAGUAAGGAUGGAUCAAAAGUAGAAAGAAAGACACUUCAACAAAUAAAUUAAAAUGAAGGACUUGUGAGGAAAGAAAAGAAAGUUACAGUUCAGUGAAUUGCAACCCAUUAUUUUUAUUUAUUAUUCAACACAAGCUACAGUUAAAACCUCAAUUACACACUAAAGACCUUAAUUAAAUUGUUAAAUAGACCCUCAGGUUGUUGUGUAUGACCAUUCACCCCCAUGGAUCUUUAAAUCCAGAACCAAAUGUUUGAGUACUAUUCGCAAAGUAAUUACACAAAUAUUUAAUUAAGUGAGGCUCCUGCCUGCUAGAAUAGAAUGAAGACUGUCUGGGACAAGAUAGAGAGAUCCUGUGAGAUGGGAGGAAAAGAGGAAUUCAGCAAGCAGACAUAGCCAUGACUUCUGUGAUAUUUACUUUAAGGGCUGUGAAAUCUUUGUUGCAAUAUUUUCUCAAGUAUGCGCCAUAUUUGUUGUUUUCAGAAUUCGAGUCUGAAUAGAAAGAAAGAGCUGUGAAGGAGAGUUAAGGGCUAAAAUUUUAGUUCAAGCUAUUAAUGUGGACUGUGAAAAUAAUGAUGUAAUUAAUGUAAUUAUGUAAUUUAGAUAAAGUUCAGAUAAGAGAUAUGUAACAUCCACUGAUUUUACACAUGAAAGUCACUUUACAACAGUUGUAAAAUUUCUUCUGUGGCUCCGGAAUGAGCUUUGUACAGGUGUGCUCAGACAGAAAGUGAAGCAAAUUUUCGCCUUUCACGUUACUUGCACAAAUUUUACCACUGGACUGUUACUGUACUGGCUAUACUUAUGUUAGCUGUAAGCUAGCUAGCAACCGACCGCGUCUGCAGUAAGUGCGUGCCUGUUAUUUUCUGUGAUUUACCUCCAGUCUCUCUCCUUUAUUUUCCUUUUUGUGCUUAAGUAGAAACAUUUUUAUCUUGCAUCAUGCAUCUAAAAUUCGCCUUGCCAUCAAGUUUGGAUUGAGCUCAAAUGUUUUAACAGGUAUGGGGAUUCAAAUAAGUGAGCAUUUAGGGGGCAUGGAGGGUCUAAUGAAAGAUGGGUUGCUUAGUGGGAAAUGUCGGCCCUCCGCUGCUAUAACUUUCACUAUUCUUUUUUAAGUCCCCAAACUUUGUGGAAGUGGAAUACUAAAUUGCUUGGUAGUCCCUUUAAAGCUAAAAAGUAUUUUAAAUUAUUUUCUGUUGGUGCGUAUGCUUGUACAGAUGAAAAAAAUGAUCGCACACGAGGUGGCAUUUCUAGAUAAGAGGACACGCAUAUAGACUUCAUUUGUUUGUGGUACGUGUAGGUCUACAAUCAUCUCAUUUCCUGCCUCAAACUCUGUGUUUAAGUGACUUUAAACUUUAGCCACAAGAAUCAAGAGUCUAUUAAACCAAGCCAUCAGAUCUCAUGACUGAGCGUCAGUCAACACUGACAUCUAGUGAUGGAUUCGUAUCUCAGUUAACACACUAUGAGUGAACAGUACAAAUGAUCCAUCAGCCACUUAUAGUUGCAUCGGCCAUUAGUAUGCAACUAUGCAUCAUCUGUUCAUUGUGCCACUGUAGAAAAUGCUGAUAGAUUAGCUUUUUUAUUCCAGUUUGCGAACUGACUUAUUGCAACAGUCAUCCCCAUGCUGGUCAACCAGGAUUAACUAUCCAUCAGACAGGAACAUUUUAUGUUUGUGCCCAUGCUGUUUUUGAAUCUCUUAUUUUUUCUGUAAUCUAAUUACUGUAAUUCGUUGGCAGAAACUGUAACAGAUAUUAUCUUUUGUAAUCAGAUUAAUCCUAUUAGAUGUUACCUGUUAUUCGAGUACUUCUGAACAAUAUAUUUGGGUAAGGAGAUAGAGAUAAAGUUUUUAAAAGAGGAAGCUUGAAAAUGUGUAUCCCACUCUGUUUGCAGCGUUAUUGUUUUCACUUUGCAGAAAGGUAGAAUUAAAAAAAUAUAAUUCUACCUUCCCAGACAGUUCGCAUGAUUGCAUGAGUGUGUGUGUGUGUAUGUGUGUGUAUCACAGACUCGUUUGCGUGCUUUGCGGUGUUCUUACUCUCCCAUUUUUCUCUGCUGUUAGUCUUUUGUGAAGCCUGAAAUCAACUUCUCUAAUCCAGCCAGUGUGCUCUGCGGCCUUCAGGCUUCACUUCAAGCGAUUCUGUGUGAAUUACCGGAUGUGAAGAUUGCCAUUUAUCUCGCCCGCUGUCUAUCUGAACACAUGUUUGAUUAGUGAAACCGUCCCAUGGCUGAAUACAUCGCCUGUAACUAGCUGAUAAAUCUCUGGAUUCAGCUCUAAAUGUUAAAUAUUGGCCAUUUGGAGGGCUUGGCAUCACCAUGUCUUUGGAGUAAAAAAAAAAAGUUGGGAGGUGUGUGUGUGUGUGGAUAUCGAAGGGGGUUAAAUGAUGUAUAUCUGAUUCAGCGGCACACUUCACACAUCACACACGCACACUUCUCUCCCUGGGGACUCCCUUCCCUCCCAUUUCUUCCGAGUCAGGGCCCUCCCUGCUUACUGAGCGAAUUACAACUGCAGAGAGGGUCAUCCGGGGUUGUGAAGGACUCAGCUAGAGAGAGAGAGAGAGAGAGAGAGAGAGAGAGAGAGACAUGUGUCACAUACUGUAGUGUACUCACAGUCUCCCUUUGAAGUUCCACUUCCUCUCUCUAAUCCUUUUUGCAAACACAACAUCCCUUUAACCUGGAGGCAGUAUGUGUGUGUGUGUGUGUGCUUUUUCUAGAUCUCAUUCAUCAGCUUUGGUCCUUGUGCGUAAUCGUUGUGUAACUGUGAUUGUUGUGAUUAUCUCUGUAUGUCCAUUAUGUGUAUCCAAGAAGAAGAGGGAAUAAAGUAUCAGGCAGAGAGAAAAAUAGAUGAUAAAUCAGAGGCCAAAUCAAUGAGCACGAGUCCUUGGGCAGAAAGCAAUAAACUCCAUUAACAAGGUGCAGCCACAUUAUCUAGGAGGGUCUGGAAAACAAAAAACAGGAUUAAUAUUGAUAUAGAAACGAAUUAUGUGUGUUUUUUUAGAGCUUUUAUUUUUCUAAGACUUUGCCCUUUUUGUGAGCUUGGUUGCUGUGUAUGUGCGUUACUUUGAGGUGGAGUCCCUUCACCACAUCUGCAAUGCAGCAGAAAACACAAAAAAGAGAGGGAGGAAGAGAGCGGCUCACGUGACAAAAAGAGUGACGCCGUGCUCGGACAGAUUUUCUCUCUCUGCCUCUUGUUUUUUUUUUUCUUUAGCUGCUUUGUAAAAAAGUGCUUUUAUGUCGGAAUCGGCGGACCGAGCACCUAAUGUCACGUGCUGGAUAGUAGUAACCAACAUAUUAACUUAAAAAAUAGAAAAAUCAGGCUGUGUUUUCAAAAGCACACACCCACAGUCCCUGGACACAUCUGCAUUGCUCACACAGCACCCUGCACCAAGCCAGCGCAGAUGUGGCUAAAUGGGGUGACCUUUACAACAGAUCAUGGAGGGACUUCACCUCUCACAAGUUAAUGCACCGACAAUGUUUUAGUGGUGACUUUACACUGUACUCUAUACUAAAAUGUCUUUAUUACCCACCUUUUCAAGUGUUUUCUUUUAAAAAAAGAGUAUGGAUUGUGUUUUGACUAUUUCUCAGUGUAAGUACUGUGAGUUUCUGAUUCUGAGUAUUGGUUUCCAUUUGAAUGCCCUUUUAAUGAAUCUUUGUUGAUUUGUCCAUGCGUGUUUGUUGAUUCAACGUGUUUAUUUUGCCAUUUAAAUGUAUAUCUGUGUCUUUUAUCCCAUCACAUACGUGGGAUAUUGAACAAUGGAGCUCAGUCUAUAAAGAGAGGAAAACUAUUUAUGUCAAGACUGUGGGGUCUCAAACCUCUUCCUCCUGAUCUCCCACAAUCCUCCAGCACUCACAUGUCAAUCAAAGUCCGACUGACUGACCUCUGACCUUCGAUCUGUUAACGGAGAUUUAAUUGGCUCGCCGACUGCUCAUUCACCGUCUGUCUCUCCCUCAAACACACAUACACACACACACACACAUCUUCCACCUGUGUGCGUGUGAUUCUGUGAUCGACCACUGAAGGAUUUUUUGAACGUUUGAUUCUUUUAUUUUUUGCUCCUCUUUGUACUGCAUGGACGAUCCAAGUUAUUGUGACAAAGUCUUCCGGAAAAGAUUUUAAGGAAAUCACCAUAAUCUUACUUUCCUUGUUGUCUUCCAAAUGCAAAAAGAGUGCUUCAGUCUUCCAGCUAUCAAAGCCACAAUGACAUUAUUUUUGUAUACAAAUGGGGCAAAAAAUAUAUCUAUAUAUCUCUAUAUAUAAAUAUAUCCAUGCAAAUGUGGUUCGGGUGCAAUAACUCCCCCUGUUGCUGGCAUGGUGGAACAACACAACUACUACACGCCAUCCAAACCCAUGGAUCACUUGGAGAAAAAGGACUACAGAGAGGCAAGGGACUUGUAGUUUGAAACUCCUGGGUUGAGGUAGAGGAUCACAGACAGGCGGGACUACAAGCAUGCAUGCGCCAAUCAUUUACUGGACACCUUCAAAGAAACAGUCUUUACCCAAUAUUUACUCUUUAACCCCUU